UUGUGAAAAGGUGUGGAAACAAGUCAGCAGUAUCCUGAAAUAAAGGGAGAAUACCACAUUUAUUCAGAAUUCUCCUGCUGCACUGGAGAUCAUCCAAAUCAACAUGAAGGCUUCAGUCAUUGUGCUGUUUUUUUCGAGCCUCUUUGGGCUGAAUGUCAGCGUCUACAGGUAUCACUUUCUAGUGAACGAGACUUUGACAUUUCAAGAGGCACAGCAGCGCUGCAUACAGGACUAUGAUUACCUGUCCACUGUCAGGAGUAAAGAUUUAAAGGAUUUAUCUUCCAAUUCUCUAAUUAAAGAGGAUUCCUUUUGGAUUGGAGUUCAGAGAGACAGUGCAAACUAUUUCAAAUGGAUAUGGUCAGAAGGUGGAGAAGCAACAAUUAAAUUUUGGGCAUUAGGAGAACCUGAUGGUGAUAAAUGUGGUGCUGUCCGUAAAAGCACAUUAACUCUGUUUGCCAGACCCUGUGAUAACCAUUUCCGAUUUUAUUGUAUGAAGGUCUAUGAGCUGAUUGUGGUGCAUCAGAAAAGCACAUGGGAAGAGGCCUUGGAAUACUGCAGACAAAACUACAUUGACCUGGCCAUAAUACACUCAGAAGACAUUAUGGAAGAAGCAAAGAUUAAUAGCACAGUAGCUGAUACAGAUGAAGUGUGGACUGGUCUGCGCUUUCUAGCUGGUCAUUGGUUUUGGGUAAACGGGGCGGAUUUUGGUUAUAAUGUCUGGUCUUCAGAUGGAGAGAUCCAGUGCCCUGCCAUGAACCAGCGCUGUGGGGUUUUUGAUAGAACGCAGGGGGUUUGUAAACCCACAGACUGUGAGCGGAGACUCAACUUUCUCUGCGUCAAGGCGAAAUACGAAGAUUGACUCGAUUAAUCUUAGAAGGUCAGCAGAUGUGACACUAUAGGAGGAGUUUUUUGAAGUGGCCUCUUCAGAAACAUUCUUUGCUUUGCUUUUAAUGGCUGAACAUCAUGAUGAAAUCUAACUCUUUGACAAAAUGUUUUCCUAAAACUGUAGUAAACUUUAGCCAGAUAGAAAGUACUGUAGCUUAUGACAUUCAUGUUAAAUGCAAGCCAAUAUGCAGGUGUGCA
Cyprinus carpio (common carp) is the source of this 1083-nucleotide messenger RNA. Its product is annotated as secretory phospholipase A2 receptor-like. Lineage: Eukaryota; Metazoa; Chordata; Actinopteri; Cypriniformes; Cyprinidae. The record is from RefSeq and is a predicted model, not a curated record.